AUGGAUUCUGAAAAGGCACUAGAGCUUGUGAAGCAUGGAGCUACGCUUCUCUUUCUCGACGUUCCUCAGCAUACACUUAUCGGAAUCGAUACUCAGAUGUUCACAGUGGGACCAGCUUUCAAAGGGAUUAAGAUGAUUCCUCCUGGUAUUCACUUUGUAUUCUAUAGUUCAUCGACCAGGGAUGGUAAAGAGUUUUCACCUACCAUUGGCUUCUUUGUUGAUGUUGCUCCUUCUCAGGUAAUUGUACGCAAGUGGAAUCAGCAGGACGAGUGCUUGGCCAAACUCCCUGAAGAAGAGGAAGAGAGAUACUCCCUAUCAGUCAGGAAUUUGGAGUUUGAUAAGCAUCUUGGCCCAUACAAUCUAAGUCAAUAUGGGGAAUGGAAGCACUUAUCUAACUACAUUACGAAGGAUAUUAUUGAAAAAUAUGAGCCAGUUGGAGGAGAAAUAACAGUCAUCUAUGAAUCUGCUAUUCUGAGUGGUGGACCUAAAACGGCAAUGGAAAGAGCACUUGAUGCACAGAUGAAGAAAAGCAGGUCUAAGACAACAUCUACUGAGCAACCCAAAGGAAAUAGGUUUUACUACACUUCUAUUCCUCGGAUUAUAAAGCACAAGGGAAUGUCUGGGCAGGAGCUGACCUCUAUGAAUCUCGACAAGACUCAACUGCUAGAAAGCGUAUUGUCAAAGGAGUACGAAGCCUCGGAAGACUUGCUUCUUGGCGAGCUACAAUUUUCAUUUGUAGCAUUUUUGAUGGGGCAGUCUCUGGAAUCCUUCAUGCAAUGGAAGUCCUUAGUUAGUCUUUUACUGGGCUGCACCGAUGCGCCCUUUCAUACAAGGAGUCAACUAUUUACAAAGUUCAUCAAAGUCAUCUACCAUCAACUAAAAUAUGGACUACAAAAAGAGAGUAGUGGUCCUGAGAUGGGCAUUCAUGCGCUUCUUGAUGAUUCUUGGCUAGCUUCUGAUAGCUUUCUUCACUUGCUUUGCAAGGACUUUUUUGCAUUAGUGGAAGAGGCGACUGUAGUUGAUGGAGAUUUAUUGUCGUGGACGAAGAAAUUAAAAGAGUUGCUUGAGAACAGAUUAGGAUGGGAGUUUCAGAAGAAGAGCACUAGUGAUGGGAUUUUCUUUGAGGAAGAUGACGAGUAUGCUCCUGUGAUUGAGAUGUUAGAUGAAAGUCAUGGAGAUUAUAUGGCUACUUAG
Molecule: messenger RNA, 1194 nt
Organism: Arabis nemorensis
Lineage: Eukaryota; Viridiplantae; Streptophyta; Magnoliopsida; Brassicales; Brassicaceae
Source: the annotation of a GenBank genome assembly